Molecule: messenger RNA, 2585 nt
Organism: Osmerus eperlanus (European smelt)
Lineage: Eukaryota; Metazoa; Chordata; Actinopteri; Osmeriformes; Osmeridae
Product: septin-7-like
Exons: 13
Coding region: 300-1589 (429 amino acids)
Biological process (GO): cytoskeleton-dependent cytokinesis; cilium assembly; intracellular protein localization
Cellular component (GO): cell division site; septin complex; septin ring
Molecular function (GO): GTPase activity; molecular adaptor activity; GTP binding
Source: RefSeq, a predicted model, not a curated record
GCAGUUCCACCGGACGAAACCUUUGCCUUUCGAGACUGCUAGCUUACGCUGUAGCAUUUUUCUCCGCUCGUGUAAGCGUAAUUCCGUGCUAAAGUCAAUGUUAUUACCACCUACCCAAAUUAAUUCAUUUGGGCCCACGAAAAGGCACGGCGGUUCUGUAUCGGUACAUAGAGCUUGACCCGCUCUUACAUCUGUUGAAGAGAGACGUGUUUUAGAGGCAGCGUGUUCAGUUCCGCCGCGUUAGGACAUCUUUUUAUGCCUAAUCUACUCGGCGCCUAGGUGGGUGGUGUGACGGUACAAUGAUCGAGCGACCAGAAUCUGCUGUUUCCAGCAUUGCACAGAGGAAUCUGGAGGGUUAUGUCGGCUUCGCCAACCUCCCCAAUCAGGUUUACCGGAAGUCUGUCAAGAGGGGCUUUGAGUUCACUCUCAUGGUUGUUGGUGAGUCUGGCCUGGGAAAGUCCACCCUCAUCAACUCCCUGUUCCUGACCGACCUGUACUCCAAGGACUACCCUGGACCCUCCCAGCGCAUCAAGAAGACUGUGCAGGUGGAACAGUCCAAGGUGUUGGUAAAGGAGGGGGGGGUGCAGCUCACUCUUACCAUCGUCGAUACUCCAGGUUUUGGUGACGCCGUGGACAACAGCAACUGCUGGCAACCUGUCAUCAACUACAUUGACAGUAAGUGUGAGGACUUCCUGAAUGCUGAGUCCAGGGUGAACCGCAGGUUGAUGCCUGACAACAGGGUGCACUGCUGCCUGUACUUCAUCGCCCCCUCUGGACAUGGGUUGAAGCCUCUGGAUAUAGAGUUCAUGAAGAGGCUCCAUGACAAGGUCAACGUCAUCCCUCUCAUUGCCAAGGCAGACACACUCACCCCUGAGGAGUGCCAGCUAUUUAAGAAACAGAUCAUGAAGGAGAUCCAGGAACACAAGAUCAAAAUCUAUGAGUUUCCUGACACGGAGGAUGACGAGGACAGCAAGCUCAUCCGCAAGAUCAAGGAGCGGAUGCCCCUGGCAGUUGUAGGCAGCAACGUGGUGAUCGAGGUCAACGGCAGGAAGGUCAGAGGUCGGCAGUACCCCUGGGGCGUGGCUGAAGUGGAGAACGGAGAGCAUUGUGACUUCACCGUGCUACGGAACAUGCUGAUCAGGACCCACAUGCAGGACCUGAAGGACGUGACCAACAAUGUCCACUAUGAAAACUAUCGCAGCAGGAAGCUGGCAGCCGUCACCUGCAACGGAGUGGACACCACCAAGACCAAGGGCCAGCUCACCAAGAGCCCCUUGGCCCAGAUGGAGGAGGAGCGGAGGGAGCACGUGAUGAAGAUGAAGAAGAUGGAGACGGAGAUGGAGCAGGUGUUUGAGAUGAAAGUUAAGGAGAAGAAGCAAAAACUGAAGGACUCCGAGGCUGAGCUGGAGCGUCGUCAUGAGCAGAUGAAGAAGAACCUGGAGGCCCAGUACAAGGAGCUGGAGGAGAAGAGACGGCAGCAUGGGGAGGAGAGGUCCAACUGGGAAGCCCAGCAGAAGAUCCUGGAACAGCAGAAGUUGGAUGCCUCCAAGACCAUGGAAAAGAACAAGAAGAAAGGAAAAAUAUUUUAAAUGUUCAAACUGUUCUUACAAUUUAACACAAGAAACUUAUUUUACAUCCCUUUUGAUGCUCACGUGAUUUGUGACCCUCAAACCACACACACACACACACACCAAGACAUUCCAUAGCAACAUUCCAGAUGGAUGCUCCUGUCAUACUCUUACACACCACAUACCCACAAACAUACAUACACACACAUCCCUCAAAGCAGGGCUUAUCUGCCAAAACUGUUAGAUUUUGUGUGGAAUGCAUGUGUUGGUCAUGAAUAAUCUUUAGUAUUCUGGACAACGAGGAACCUGUGUCCCUCUGAGCUGUGGAUUAGUUCACAUGGCAGGUACCAUGCUUAGCCAUCCUCUACACUUAGUAUGUACUACUGUAACUGUCUCCUCGCUAGUACACUUAAUAUGUACUACUUGCCGUCUGUCCUUGCUAGUACACUUAGUAGCUACCUACUCUGCCUGAGGGCGAUUCAGCUUCUCAUCUGUUUGUUCCUGGAAAGAUACCUCUCACCUUUUGAUUAUUCAUUCUAACACUCCAUGGUGACAGGCAUGUGCAACAUAUAAUCACAGACAUGCACGCAGGAACAUUCCCCAGUACACCUGGAUAGUGUGUUGUAAACAGGAGUGUGGACAGUACAUGUGUUUGGAAGUGGAAUUCACAGUACGUUCUGCAGGUUAAGAAGAGUAUGUGUCAGGUUGGAAUGUGUUAGAGACAGGAAGAGAAGGAUGGAAAAAUGGCCGUGAGAGGACAGUUGAAAGCCAGGUAUUCAACAAGAGAUGACCGGUUUGUGUGUGUUUAAUGUGCGUGUCUGUGCAUGUGUGUGUAACAUUAAACCGUGUGUUUGAGGUCAUAGACUUUGCCUGAUGAUGCAAUUCGCACCAAGUUUCCAUUAUUUGUGCUCUAUAGAAAACACACAAAACAAAGCUAACAUCAACAUUGUCAUUCUGGAAACACAUACUGAAGCUGAUCUUCCUGUUCCUCUUUGAAUAUAUGGUUUAUUUAGCAAA